AUGCGGUUCUCCUACGCAGUUCUAGGGUUUAUCUCGACCUUUACUCUGGUUUCUUCGCUGCCAGUCACCGGUUCCACCUCGCAGUCUCCUAAGCAUGUCGAUGCCGAAGCUGAGGGAGCCCUUUAUCCCGGUUCCUGGGUCAAACGCGACAAAUCUGAAGCUGAGAGCGAUGCUGUAGAGGGGGCACUUUACCCUGGCUCUUGGGUCAAACGUGAGAGCCCUAACUCUGAGGGUGAAGCUGAAGGAGAACUUUAUCCUGGUUCCUGGGUCAAGCGUGAUAAUUUUGAAGCCAAGAGCGAUUAUAAGGAGGGAGCACUCUACUAUACCCGAGUGUAG
Messenger RNA from Arthroderma uncinatum, 336 nucleotides. RefSeq lists its product as uncharacterized. The transcript has a single exon. The record is from RefSeq and is a predicted model, not a curated record. Lineage: Eukaryota; Fungi; Ascomycota; Eurotiomycetes; Onygenales; Arthrodermataceae. The coding region runs from base 1 to 336 and encodes 111 amino acids.